AUCAGGUAAAGAACUCAAUUGUCUGUAAACAUUAACCCUGUGUGACGGUGAUCAGUGACACCUAUGACAUGGCUACAUCAGAAGCAAAAAAUGAGAGGCGGCGGCGGACAGAGCUGCUGCAGUUUUAUGGCGGGGUAUCAAAAGAAGACACUCCAUAUAACAUUAAUUCCAAGCACUUCAACCAUGACAUGUAUGUCCAGAAGACCAUAAAGGAGAGCAGUUUAAAGCAGCUGCUGGAACAUGAGGCACAGAUGGUGUCAGAGAUACAAACCCUAGACUCAGAUUGUCAGACGCUGGUGUACGACCAUUAUGACAAGUUCAUCGCCGCUGCUGACAUUGUUCGCAAGAUGAAAGAGGGGUCAGUCAAGAUGGAGGCUCAGAUCACUCGCCUUCAGGAAAACAUGGGAAGAAUCACAGCCUCAUCCACUAGUAUCACCUCAGCUCUUCAGGAGCGUCGAGGUCACCUGAGCCGGCUGCUGGGUGUUCACGGUACACUGAGGAAGCUGGAGUUUCUCUUUCAUCUGCCUCAGAAAAUUGAUGAAUGCAUUGCUGAUAAAAACUUUACUGAAGGUGUUCGUAGCUAUGUUGAAACUGCUGAAGUCCUCCAUCGGUACCGCCACAUGCCAUCUUUCAAUGCCAUCCAUGACGACUGUGAAGCUGCUGUUGGUCGCCUCAAUCUGGCCCUUAAGGAACAGCUUGCCCUUAAAGAGGGAAGUGCUCGUCAUUUGACUGAGUGUGUGGAUCUACUUCUUCAACUUGGUGAGCCAGCUGAGGGACUGUGUGAUGACUUCUUGGCCCAUGCACGCACUAAGCUGGAGGAUGAUCUGUCUAACCUCACCAAACUGGCUGAAGCUGCUGUAAUAUUAGAGGAGGAUGAAGCACUCAGUCAAGGUGCUGGUGAGGAAACUACUGGGCCUGACCAUACUAAAGAACAACCUUCACAGGAAGAGACGGGAGAGGAAGCUAAACUUGAAUGCACAACCGUGGACAUUCUAGAGUUUGUGGACAUCUGCCAUGAAACCUUCGUGGGGAACCUGUGGUUGGUCAUCUCUUCAUACAAGGAAAUGUUUCUCAGAAGCCCAGAGGAGGGAGGGAGCAGGUCCUCCAGUGUUGCUCUGGAGAAACUACGGGUGUUUGUGGCAGGGCUGGUCGAGCAGUACGUGGCUGUGGUGGGGGUGCGGGUAACUGCCGAGCCCGACACUGCACAUUAUGCUCCCCUCACCACCGCCCUUGAUAAGUUUCACCGACGUCUUCAUGCCAUCACGCAACUCCUGCCAAACACAAACUUUGGGGAUGCAGCUCUGAGUCUUGUGAUUGAAGCUGGGCUGGCAAGAUGUCAGUCAUCAUUGUCUGCUCUCAAAGUUGAAUUAGCAUUUAGUCUGGGGGAUGUACGUCAUGCUCUGGCUGCCCCUAGACAUUUGACUCAAGAUGGCACUGAGUCAACACACCGUCAACUAAACGAACACCUCACACGUCUCGUUGCUGCCACUGCCGCUUCCAUCAAAGAGCGCGUCACAGCUUUACAGGCCUUCACACAGCCCAAGCAUACAUUUGCCGUGCGUGCCGAGUUUCGCCGUCGGUUUUGUCGUGAGCUGGUGCGAGAGGGAGUUGUAGUUGCCUUCUUCUUACACAUCACAGACACCAUGUUACAGUUUUGUCACAAGAAGGACAAAGAUCCAGUUCUACUGCUGCUCCUCUCUCGAAUGUGUCUUGACCUCCACACCUCCACUGUUCAUUACCUGCUAAGUCACUGUGAUGAGCAGCUGCAGUUAGAGGACAAGACAGGCCUGACACAGCUGCACACCAUCACAGAUGGAAUGAGAGAGGCAGGACAGAAACUCCUGAAUCAUUAUGUGCACACCCAGGGUGCCUCCAUCAGUCAGAUGUUACGUCGUAGUGUAGAGCUGAAGGAUUGGCUAGGUUGUGGGGAGCCUCGCAGCGUACGCAGGGUUAUGAGAACCGUUCUGGAUGAAAUCUGUACCAUGGACACUCAGGUUGGGGCACUUUAUGAAGAAGGAAAUCGUAGAGACAGAUCUUCAGAUUCCUCUCGCCGUACCUUCCACAGUGUUGGUGCAUCCCGGGGAGGAGCUGGUGGUCGUUCAGCUUGGUCAUCUUACACCCCAAGCCAGCUGGACAAUAGCUUGGUUGCAAACCUCAACAAACUCUGGUCUGAGCGCAUUGAAAUAUUUGCUCCUGUAGAAUUCACCAGGGUCUCAAUUUUAACUGGAAUUGUCAAAAUCAGUCUUAAGACUCUGCUUGAGAGUGUGCGACUACGAACCUUCAGCAGGUUUGGCCUACAGCAAGUCCAGGUGGAUGCCCACUACCUGCGGACGUAUCUCUGGUCCUAUGUGGCCGACGAACACGUUUUAAACGUCUUGCUGGAUGAAGUUGUGACAUCAGCAAGUGUGCGGUGUUGUGACCCAGAGUUAAUGGAACAAAGAGUGGUGGAAUUCAUCUGUGAUCAGAGUUGAUUACAUCAGCCAGUGUCAGAUUUGGUCACUAUGAAAGUUACUGGGCUUAAGUUGAACAAAUACGGUAUAGCAUUCUAUUUUAGCACAUUGUCCUCCAUAUAAUUUAUCCUUUUUCUUGUUAUCUAUUACAACUAAAAGAAGUAUUAAUAAAUAUAUCGGCAAAA
This is a messenger RNA of Homarus americanus (American lobster), 2635 nucleotides long. RefSeq names its product vacuolar protein sorting-associated protein 51 homolog (gene Vps51). Gene Ontology annotation, cellular component: EARP complex; membrane; GARP complex. The transcript has 16 exons. The record is from RefSeq and is a predicted model, not a curated record. Bases 69 to 2471 code for a protein of 800 amino acids. NCBI's taxonomy places the organism in Eukaryota, Metazoa, Arthropoda, Malacostraca, Decapoda, Nephropidae. Gene Ontology annotation, biological process: Golgi organization; Golgi vesicle transport; retrograde transport, endosome to Golgi.